UUCGUCCCUUUCAUGGAAAACAACAAACGGCAAUGUUCCAUCACUAAAGAGGGGGCAUACUGUCAAAUUAGUUAACUAGUGGGGGUGAAUUUGAUACUUCCAUUAAAUCAAGGGGGGCAAAGUGAUAUUUUCCCCAUCUCAGUUCCACACUUAGCGCCUCCCACAACAGAUUCAAAGUUCGAAGCAAAAAUCAAAAUGAGACCAGAAGACCUCCUCCGCCACCCUCUCCCCACCCAAACCCCCAAACUCACUUUCGGCUGCUCCCUCCUCGAUCGCCUUCUCGGCGGCGGAAUCCCCUGCCACAGUAUCACUGAAAUAGUCGCCGAGAGCGGCACCGGCAAAACCCAGCUCUCCCUCCAGCUACUUCUCGCAGCCCAGCUCCCCGCCUCUCGUGGCGGCCUCUCCGCCUCCUCGCUUUAUCUUCACUCUGAAUUUCCAUUCCCUUUCCGACGCCUCCACCAGCUCUCCCUCUUUUACAAAACGGACCUCCCCCACGACCCCUUGGAACGCAUAUUUGUUCAGCCUCUCCACUCCGCCGAUCACCUGCUUGACCUUUUGCCUCGCCUGGAUUUUCUCGUACCCAAGUUAAAUAUCAAGCUGAUAGUUAUUGAUUCCGUGGCUGCAUUGUUCCGGGGGGAGUUUGAGAAUACCCCACUUGAACUAAAGCGGAGAUCGAGUAUGUUUUUCAAGAUAUCGUCAAAAUUGAGGUUUUAUUCCCACAAAUUUGGAUUAGCGGUUGUGCUGACAAACCAAGUGGUGGAUGUGAUGCAGUCUUCGGAUAAUCUGAGGAUUGGGAAUUCGGCGUUUUUGUGCUCAUCUGGGAGGAGAGUUUGUGCAGCAUUGGGUUUGUCGUGGGCGAAUUGUGUGAACACAAGGCUGUUUAUGUGGAGAGAGGAGGGAAGAGUGGGAGAGGACUGUGAAAGUUUUGAAAGAAUGCAGACGAGGAGGUUCAUUCGAGUUGUUUUUGCACCCCAUUUGCCAGAUUCUUCUUGUGAGUUUGUAAUUAGAAAGGAAGGGGUUUUGGGGUGCAUAGAUGACAAUGGACAAAGAAAAUGAAGGUGGAGUUCUCACAUUGUAGAAUGACCCAUUCAUCAUGAAAGGAUGUUGAUUUAUUGAACAGAGAAGCCAUAAUUUUGAGUAGAUGAAACAAAGACGAAUGCCUGUUGCGGUUGUCAAUUGCAGACCACGAGACUGGAACAAUAUAACUGCUUUAUGUGUUGGAAGAUGGCCUUUUUAUGUCUGUGGAUAAUGUAUAGUUUAGAAUUAGAAGAAUCAUGCAACUUCUGCAGUCUGCCUCUAUGCUUCUUAUGGUUAUGCUAGAAAAUGGCAUGGGCCUUUGUAAUUCUUUCAAUUUUCAUAAUGUACUCUUUCAUGUAUAUUUAUACAAGUCAAACAUGAGCUACACUUUUGUUGAUGAUUCAUAUCAUGUUAUACAUAUCGCCCUUAGUCAAAAUUAUCAUUUUCCAACUGUCACUUCUACUUUUGAGUUUGCUACUCUACUUCAGGUGGGAUACUUUAGAAUAAUAUAAAGUUAAAACAUUUAUAUACUUUUAGUUUAGAGUGGGGCAGGUAGUGCAGAUGCCAUUAGACCUCAACACCAUUUUGGCUGCAUUUUUCUGUGGUGGUUGUGUGCAAUUCAUCAAUGCCCUAUUUUGUGGUUAUUUAAGUUCACAUUCCAAAUUAACAAGGCAGAACAAUGUAUAACUUUAGUAAGUAAAAACACCAUAGUUACAAUGACCUAUAUCCAUCAACACUAUUUACAUACACAUUUCAAAGCAGAAUGCCUCAUACACAUACCUUAAGAUAAGCAGUGGUUUGCUUCAUGAAUUGCAUUUGAAGGAAAUGAUACAUCAAAUGCUGUGUUCUAUGCUUUCUCUAUAUGUUUGGACAGGUUAUGUAGAAUAUAACUGAAUCAAUUUGCAGUUUAUUAUGAUUCAAAUUGUCAUGAGUUGGAUUCAGUAGGGAACGGAUCAU
Sesamum indicum (sesame) is the source of this 1974-nucleotide messenger RNA. It is a transcript of the gene XRCC3, whose product is annotated as homolog of X-ray repair cross complementing 3 (XRCC3). Gene Ontology annotation, biological process: double-strand break repair via synthesis-dependent strand annealing; telomere maintenance via recombination; t-circle formation. Gene Ontology annotation, cellular component: replication fork; Rad51C-XRCC3 complex. The record is from RefSeq and is a predicted model, not a curated record. Gene Ontology annotation, molecular function: ATP binding; four-way junction DNA binding; ATP-dependent DNA damage sensor activity. Lineage: Eukaryota; Viridiplantae; Streptophyta; Magnoliopsida; Lamiales; Pedaliaceae.